This is a messenger RNA of Hippocampus comes (tiger tail seahorse), 5119 nucleotides long. RefSeq names its product CAP-GLY domain containing linker protein 1b (gene clip1b). Gene Ontology annotation, biological process: cytoplasmic microtubule organization; positive regulation of microtubule polymerization. The transcript has 20 exons. Lineage: Eukaryota; Metazoa; Chordata; Actinopteri; Syngnathiformes; Syngnathidae. The record is from RefSeq and is a predicted model, not a curated record. Gene Ontology annotation, molecular function: microtubule plus-end binding. Gene Ontology annotation, cellular component: microtubule plus-end; cell cortex; nucleus. The coding region runs from base 195 to 2855 and encodes 886 amino acids.
GAGGUUCCUGAAGGCGACGUGAAGUCUGCCGGUGACGUCACACUAGGCGGCAUCGAACCUCAGGAGGAAAAGGAGGAGAGGGAAAAGACUGGCUGCCUGGAAAAACAUGUCCUGUAACGGUACUAGGCAGCAUCCACUCCGGCCGGCAGCAAGUCCCGCCAAUCACAUGGUGGGGAAGGACUCCCCCCCAUAAGAUGGACAAAGCAGGAGCCAUGAGUACAGCGGGCAAAGUUAGUGGGCUCAAGCCACCCACUAAAAUAUGCCGUCCACCUGUAGUGACCAUGAAGACCACCCCUUCCUCAGGAACUCCAAAGCUGCUUCCAACUUCUGAGAAGCCCCCCAGCGGUGGCGGUGCCGUUUCCUCCCCUGCUCAGGAUGACGUCGCUGACUUCCAGACUGGGGAGCGGGUAUGGGUUAACGGCAACAAGCCCGGCCACGUGCAGUUCGUGGGCGGCACGCAGUUUGCCCCGGGUCAGUGGGCGGGCAUCGUGCUGGACGAACCCAUCGGCAAAAACGACGGCUCGGUGGCGGGCGUGCGCUACUUCCAGUGCGACGACGGCAAGGGCAUUUUCACGCGGCCCUCCAAGCUAACCAGAAGCCCGCUGCUGGAGAAGGAAGCCAACGGGGGGCAGGCGAAGCCCACGCAAGUGGGAAGCGAGACCGUGCCGGGUGGGACGCCAUCAACGGGAACCAUCGAAAACUCGCGGAAUGUCUCACCUGGCGGAAAGCUAAGCGGCACGCUGAACCGAACAGUCCAAUCCACUGAGACGGUGUCCAACCUGUCUGACACGGAAUCCAUGAAAAGGAACAAGUGGGAGCUCAGGAGAGGAGAGCGUGUCCUGGUGGGCGGGACCAAGGCGGGUGUGGUGCGCUUCUUGGGUGAAACGGAUUUCGCCAAAGGGGAUUGGUGCGGCGUGGAGCUGGACGAGCCUCUGGGCAAGAACGACGGGGCGGUCGCUGGCACCAGGUACUUUCAGUGUAUGCCCCGGUACGGCCUCUUCGCCCCCGUCCACAAGGUGACGCGUAUCGGCUUCCCGUGCACCACGCCGACCAAAGCGAGGAGCUCGCGCCGGAGGUCCCUCCUCAAGAAGAGCCCGAGCGCCUCCUCCAUCAGCUCCAUCAGCUCCACCGCCUCCUCCGUCAGCGGCAAACCCAGCCGAGCGGGACUGUUGACAGAGACGUCGGCCAGAUACGCCCGCAAAAUCUCAGGUACCACAGCCCUGCAGGAGGCCUUGAAGGAGAAGCAGCAGCACAUCGAGCAGCUGCUGGCCGAGCGCGACCUGGAGCGCUGCGAGGUGGCCAAGGCUACCAGCCACGCCGGCGAGGUGCAACAGGAGCUCGCCCUGCUCAGGAAGGGCCGCGAUCAGUACGCCGUGGAGACAGAGGCCAAGCUGGACCAGCUGAGGUCGAUGGUGGAAGCGGCCGACCGGGAUAAAGUGGAGCUGCUCAACCAGCUGGAGGAGGAGAGAAGGAAAGUUGAAGACCUGCAGUUUCGCGUGGAGGAGGCGUGCAUCACCAAAGGCGACCUGGAGACGCAGAUCCGCCUGGAGCACGCCUGCAUUAAGGAGCUUGAGCAGAGCCUGCUCUUUGAAAAGACCAAAGCCGACAAACUCCAGCGGGAUUUAGAGGACGCCAGGGUGGCCACGGUGUCGGAGCGUUCACGCAUCAUGGAGCUGGAGCGGGAGGUGUCGGACCUGCAGCUGCGUCUACGGGCGUCGCUUCAAAAGGAGGACGCGGCGUCGCUCUCCCAGCAGCAGCUAGCCAGCCUGAAGGCCCAAGCCCAGUCCCAGGAGAAGAAGAUCAGCGAGCUGAGCGUGGACCUGGAGAGUCAAGACAAGGCGCUUCGGUCCGUUCGGGACGAGAAGGACUUGUUGCAACAGCAGCUGAGCAGCUUGAGACUACAGCUGCAGCGGGCUGAGCAAGAGAGCGGCAAGCUGACGAAGGCCACGCAAGAAUUGGAGCAGCGGAAGAAGGACUUGCAGGAGCUGAAAGAGGCGAGUCGUUGCCGGGAAGAGGACCUCAAGGCUCGGCUGUCUCAGGCCAUCGAGACGUCCGAGGGGACUUUGCUGUCCGUGGAGAAGCUGACCGAUGAGAAGAAGGCGCUGGAGACGCAGGUGGACACACUGAAGCAGCAGAAUUGCAAAUACCAGGAGGAGCUAAGUCUCGCUCGGGAGCAGCAACACCACAUCCAUGAGUCAAAGAUGCCCACUGAGGACUCUGGUGCCCAGGAAUCCCCGGACGCGGUUGCCAACGACAAAGACCGCGAGCUGCAGACGCUGCGGAACGAGGUGGCGGCGUUGCGGGGCCAGAACGCCGUGGCCGAGACGCUGCGUUCGGCCGUGGCCACACUGGAGCACGACAAGGCUCAGCUGCGGGAGCGCGUCCGCGACCUGGAGCAAAGGCUCCUGAGACGGUCGACCUCGGAGGACGGCGAGCGGGAGGAGGCUCUUUCAGGUGACAAGGCUCUGGAGCAGCUUAAGGAGGAGAAGGAGUUCGCCGAGGGUCAGAUCAACUUCCUGAACAGCGUCAUCGUCGACCUGCAGCGCAAAAACGAAGAGCUGAAGAUCAAACUGAAGAAGCUGGCCGUGGCCGAGUUCAUCGGCAACGACGCCGCAGACGGUGUGGAGCCGGCGGAGUCCAAGCAUGACAAAAAAGCUACGCUGCGUCCCUUCUGCGACAUCUGUGACCGCUUCGACCUGCACGACACGGAGGACUGCCCCACGCAGGCGCAGAGUCCCGACGCCGUGCCGCACUCCAGCUACCGCGGCCACCGUGACAGUGAGCGGCCGUACUGCAAAAUCUGCGAGGUCUUUGACCACACCACUGAGUCCUGCAGCGACGAUCGCACCUUCUAGACCUUUCUCGGAUGCAAAACCUCACCGCUCCCGAUAUUCGGCCACCGACGUAAGUAGUUGACCGCGGCCGUUCGGGAGCAAACGUUCCUUUUGAGCCGCCCAACCAAUCGGGUCACCUCAUGUUUGAUGUCAUCGGACAUGAAAACUCAAAACUGUCUCGAUGGCGAGGUUCAAAUUUGGUCGCGCUUGGAUCAAAAUCGAGGUGGAGUUUCUCUUUGAAGGACCCAUGAAAACGGCCAAAAUGGCUCAAAAAUGUCUGCUUCAAACCAAAACGCCAUGCUCCUUGUACCUUUUCGGCUCUGUGCUCCACCCACAUGCGUUGACAAAAAAUAUAUAUAUAUAAUUUAUAUUUGGUGUCGUUCAUCUGUCUGGUAGAAGAGGUUCAAAUUUGGUCGCGGUUGGACAAAAGCCCCAGGACUCACUAUUAACGACCCCACGUAACAGCCGGAAUGAACCUAAAAUGGGUGACGCCCCAUGUCUUUUCAGGCAUGCCAUUGUGAGUUUUUUUUUUUUUUUUUUUUGGUGGUCUACUCUUAAUAGACAUGGCUACCAAAUAUUGUGUGCUCAAAGUCUGAAUUUACACAAACAUGUUCCCGGUAUAAGGCACUGAUGAAAACGCCAAUAUUUUGUAAUUUGGCCUCACCUACAUGCUCUAACGUAGUUCAAAUUUGGUCAAAAUCAAACAAAAUCUCCAGGAUAAGUUUGUCUUUGAAGAAUAAACAAACCAGUUCACGUUUUUAUGCAAUUCCAUAACCGUACGUCCUGUUGCGUCAUUUCCUAGUUGAAUUAGCAUCGACAGCACAUUCUAGAAUCCCCUAAAAUGUUUUGACACCCCCUGCCCCCCCCAAAAAAGACAUUUUCUGCAGCAAAGCAUAUCCAUGAAUCCGACGUGUUAGGAAUGUCCGUGAUGUUACUGUUUUAUUUUCAGACUCCACUAGACUGUUCUGCUUUCACAAACGUUACACUUUUAAAAAAAAAAUAAAAAAUAAAAAUUGUCCCUACUAUGCUAAGAGGAGGCCCGGUGAUCACCUGGAGAGCACGUCUGCCUCACAGUGCCGAGGUCCAGAAGUUCGAUUCCGGGCUCCGGCCUUCCUGUGUGGAGUUUGCAUGUUCUCCCCGUGCCCUCGUGGCUUUUCUCCGGGUACCCCCGUUUCCUCGCGCAUUCCAAAAACAUGCAUGGCAGCUUAAUGGAACACUCGAAAUUGUCCCGAAGGUGUGAGUGUGCGCGCAGAUGAUUGUUGGUCUAUCUGUGCGAUGCAAUUGGCUGGCAACCGUUUCAUGGUGUCUCCUGCCUGCUGCCCAAAAACGGCUGGGUUAGGCUCCGGCACGACCCUCGUGAGGACUAAGUGGUUCGCAUAAUGGUUGGAUGCCAUGUGAAGACAUUUUUGCUCUUAAAACACAUUUUAGCGUCGACACUUUUAAUAAUUAAUCAUGUUUUCCUUGUGAUUAAUCUUUGUUUCCAGUUGUUGUGUUUUUUUUACCCCUGAUAUUCGCGGAUGGCCUCAGCGAUGUAAGCGAGCAAGCACGAUUCCGUUCUUACUGUAGCAGCUCUGCAAACUUGCCGUCUUUGCACUGUUCACUUUAACCAUGAAUAACGGCGUCAAUGCGGUGUUUGCAACCAUUAUUGACAAAUAUGUUGCUUUUUUUUUUUUUUUUUUGCGUGUUGGAAGAAUGGUUUUCAAACGUAAUCACUUUCAGAUGAUCGUGUUUGUAAUGAUCACUGUAUGAAGCUGUUCUUUUGUUUUAGCUUUAGCGUAAAGACUGGCUCGUUUGUUACGUUAAUGUAAUUCAAAGGCUGGGAUGGGAAAGAGGGAAUCAAUUCAUUGAGCAUUUUCAUAAAGCGAAACAGCUUGCUUGGCACCGCCCUCAUGCUAACACAAACAGAAUUUCUUCAACAUAUCAAUGUCAUGGGGAAGCACAACUUUUGGUGGAUCUUACUGAAUCUCCGCGCGUACAAUGUGACUCGCGUUUUGAAAAGAAAAAAAAGUAUAUAAUACAGAUCAGAAGCUUCUUGUGUGACCAAUGUGCGCACACUGCCAUCAUGCAGCUCAAGUGUACAAAACGCUUAUUUUUCUGCUCUGUUUAUAAGAUGCCCUCCCAUUUAUUGUAUAGAAAACAAAAACUUGUGCACUUGGUACGUGAUGCAUUCAUGUUUUAUAUGUCGCGGGCGUCUCCGGAUGUGUUUGUCAAAUGUCCCUUUUUCUAUGUACUCUAUCUGUACUUUUAACAGUCCAAUACAAGCAGCAAGUCCACGCUUUCACCGA